GAGAGGGAGAAGAAGGAGAACGAGAUGAAGAAGAAAUUCAAAAUCACGGGACAGGAGGAUGCUAUGUACCAGGCAACAGUAACCGUGACAACAAAAGGACGCAAGGACGAUCUACCCGUCAAGAGCGGUGACAUCAUCAGCAUAAUCCGAACCACCAACUGCCCUAAAGGGAAAUGGCUGGCCAGGGACAGCAGCAACACCUAUGGGUAUAUUGCAGUGGAUCAUGUGGAGCUGGACAUCAAAGAGAUGUUGGAGCUGGGGAAGAAGGCUGCCAUCACCCGCAAUACCAGCACCAACGUCCAGGAGGGAGAGGUCACCAGCACGGGGAGUAGGGCCUCAAAUCGCUAUCCAUUAUCAGCAGGAAGCUUCUCAGAUGACAGUGAAGAGUGGACCGGUGAUGAGGAUGAAAAUCUCUCCCCUGUUCAUGAACCUGCAGAUCCAUUUGCUCCAGUGGGCCACACCAGGACACUCUCCAUGCCAGACAUGGGAAACAAGGAUCUGAGUAUAGUCCACCAGCACAGUCACAGUGACAUCAGUGCAGAAGGCUCCCAUAUCCAAGCAAGACAUGAAGCACUUCAGAAGUUAGCCACGUUUUUCCAUUCAGCCAAACCUGUGGAGCCAGCUUCCAGUAACAAUGAACUGGAGACAAGUCGUGUGCUCGUGAAACAAGAAGCAGUGGAGCUGCCUGAUGUCAGUGAAACAGCAGAAUUGAAUUUUGAUCCUGAUUCGCUCAUUUUACCUCCUCCUGACCUGUAUGCUGACUUUACCACUGAGUAAUCAUCAGACACGAAACACAAAGCAGACAGAAGAAUUUGUCCAUGAUGCUUUUCUUCACGCUGUGAUCCGUGUCAGUCACCUAAUGCUGUGACAGUGAUUUCAUCAUCUCGACUAUAUGACUUAAUUUAUCUGACGACCACGUGCAUAGAUCAGUGUGAUGAUUUACAAGAGGAACAGGAAAGGCCACUCGGGCUCUCAGCAGCUGGAAAUCUUCCCAUGCUGUUUCUGUUCUUUUAGGAGCUUGGUGUGAAACCGCUGAGGGACAGUAUGUGUGGCUGCGGCUGCCGAGUGACUCAAAGAUCGAGGAGCUACAAACUGUUGCAGACACACACUCACACACACACAGAGGUUUUCUGGAUACUGUGACACUGGAAGCUCCUUGGUGGAAAAUUACACACUUUUCAUUUUAUUACCAGAAAGCCAAAUCUAUUUUUAUUGUUGAAACAAUGGCAGGAUAAUGGCAAAAGUGGAUUUUUUUUAUGUCAAGACACUGUUAAAUAGAGGUCUGCUGCAGUAAAAAUCAUGUAGAGUAUUCAUCAGUCCUUCCUCCUCCAGGUUGUUCCUCUGAAACAUUAUCCACAGAUUAGGGUCGGAGCUCAGUCCAUAAACACAACACGUUACCAUUGUCUGAAUACUGAUAUUCAACCCUAUCUGUUUUCAUUUGUUACCUCGACCAAAACAAAGCUUUUAUCAGCAUUAGUUUGUUUUAUGUGAUUAGAUUGAUUGUGAUUAAAAAAUUUAUUUUGCGGAGAGUUGGGACAUGACCCAAAGAAGAACCCAUUUCAUUUUGGGGCAGAUUCAAAUAAAUGGACGGAUCCAGCUUUUCUCUUGGUGAAAUAGGGCGUCAGCCUUGGUGGAGGUAUACACUCUCCGAGUGCCCUCCUGGCUCCAUGGUCCCCCCUUUUCUAUAUGUGCAUCUGCAUUACUCAACAGAAUAACACUGAUUUUAGGACAUUCAAUAUUUAGUUUAAAGAGUGUAUAUUUUUGUGCUUUUUUGUAUAUGGACACAUUUUUCUACUUUGUAAUUUUAUUUAGU
Messenger RNA from Paralichthys olivaceus (Japanese flounder), 1813 nucleotides. NCBI's taxonomy places the organism in Eukaryota, Metazoa, Chordata, Actinopteri, Pleuronectiformes, Paralichthyidae. The record is from RefSeq and is a predicted model, not a curated record.